AUGAUUAGGACCACCUCGAUAUCUGAGUCGGAGAACAGCUUCUAUAAAAACUUUUUGAAGCCACGCAACAACAUUGCCGAAUUCUACUUGAAUUUCAACCAAGCUUUGGAAUUUCCCAUAUUGGCCACUACCUUGCCGUUCGAGAAACAUGCUUCUACGACAUGCUUUAAGAAAAUACAAGAGGAAAUUGUUGAGGGUAAUGACAAAUGCUGCGUUUUGGGGUUCUCAUCUACAGACAUGGUUGACACCUACAAACUUGGAGACAGCCUUCGCAAUUCGUACUUUGUGAGACAUGAUAAGACUGACGAGUCAUACUCGUGCGAUUGCAAACUGUUUAGUAGAUGGAUGAAGACUCUGUUAGCCAAGGCGGUCCAUGGUGGACUGGAGGAACUUGGUAAUUCUCUUCAAACUCGAACUCCUACAACAUCCGCCUUUGAGAAGAGGCGAAUGAUUGAACAGUUUUAUGGAAUGGAAAGGCCGGAAGUCGUUGAGGUCCAUCCUCCGGAUGUAGUAAAGACGAAGGGGCACGCGAGCAGCUCCGCUAGUCGUCUGAUUUCCAAGAGAUUGAAGGCUAUCAAGGAGGCUACUAGGCCCCUUAGACGGUGUAAGGCGUGCGAUGAGCUGUGUCAUCACGACUCUAGAAAUUGUCCAAUGCUUAAAGAGCUGGAAAAGGAGAAUGAGCUGCGUAAGGGAAAGAGGAAAUGUUGA
Salvia hispanica is the source of this 708-nucleotide messenger RNA. The record is from RefSeq and is a predicted model, not a curated record. NCBI's taxonomy places the organism in Eukaryota, Viridiplantae, Streptophyta, Magnoliopsida, Lamiales, Lamiaceae.